AAACAGGGAAACAGAAACAGAAAACCGGGAAGAUGAAUACUGAAUCUGCCUUAUCUGUCGUUGGCUGAGAAGGUGUCGACGUGAUGGGAAUUAUGUCCUGUUGUGGAAAGUUGGCAUAAUACAAUGUCUUGUGUUUGGGAAUGACUUGAGUCCCAAAGGUAUGGAUAUAGAAUAUGUGGGUUUGCAGAUUCGCCUGAUCUUGUGAAUGCUGAAAUGGAUAAGUUUGUGACACGAAAACCAGGCCAUUCCUUCUCCAGAGGAAAACCCAAACCUCCAGAGAAAAAGAAAACUCAGGCAACAAUCGAGCAACUUGGUGGAGUUGUUGUUGUGGAGGACAUUAUGCGUCACAAGGCAAGACUUCAGUCAGAGAAUCAGUCCUCUACCAUCCUGCUAGAAUCUCUUCAAGAACUUGGAAAGAAGAUACCCUGCAAGAAAGUCCUGAUUUCCUCCAAAAUUGGCCACAUUGUGAACAAACUCCGAAAGCAUGAGGACCCAGAAGUAAAUAAGGCUGCCAAACAGGUGUAUACGAAGUGGAGAACCUACUACAAGGACCUCAAGGAUCGCCCUCAGAUUGAGGUCAAGUACGACCGUACUGGUGAAGAAAUGAGGACAUCAGGGCGAAAGUUCUUGGCUAAGGAGUUAGGACUGGAGGAAGGAGCCAAUCUUGUGGAAAUGAUAGAACGGGAGGUGGUGCAUGCAUGUAACCGAAGACUGGACAAGAGUUACCGACGGACGAUGAGGACGCUGGUGUUCACUCUCAAACAUAAACACGACGUCAAGAAAGAUAUUCUUAGCGGGAAGCUAUCUGUGGAGGAAUUUGUGAAAGGAAACAAGAAAUGCUGAUAUUUCCACAAAAUAAUUUAUACACAUCUCCUUCAUUACAAAACUGCUGUUGGCAGACAAAUCUUCUUACCUUGAUGUAAGUGAAUUGCAUGAUGGCCAUUGGCCUUUAACAUAUAUCUGUCUGGUAGUAGAGGAACAUUUAUUUAUUUGAUUGAUCCUUCAAAUUGAUUGAGAGUAAUUUGCUUCUGAUAGCCUGUGAUAUAUUUAAAGCACUCCACCGAUACAUAGGAACCUCUCACC
Messenger RNA from Liolophura sinensis, 1083 nucleotides. RefSeq names its product transcription elongation factor A N-terminal and central domain-containing protein 2-like. Bases 214 to 843 code for a protein of 209 amino acids. Gene Ontology annotation, biological process: DNA-templated transcription. The record is from RefSeq and is a predicted model, not a curated record. NCBI's taxonomy places the organism in Eukaryota, Metazoa, Mollusca, Polyplacophora, Chitonida, Chitonidae. The transcript has 5 exons.